AUAACUGAGCGUCGGCAGCUGGCUGCGGUAUGUAUAGCGUGGUAUAGCGGUAUCCGGCAGAGCAGCGGCCCGGGCCAAAGUCCGAGAGCUGCGGUUAGUUCCCUGCCGGCCGCUGUGAGGAGUGGGCGUGUGUGUGUCUGCGUUCCUGGAGUCGGCCGCUCUUGCUCCCUCGACCCAACCUUGAAAACUAUACUUUCCUAUCUGAGAGUUUUAUUUUGCUUGAAUAAGACGUGUUUAAGGGAGACAAAUUUAGCCGUUUGUGUAAAGUGAAUUUAUUUAUUUAUUUGGAGAGAAGAAUUAUUAAGAGAUACGUUAUAAAGGCAUAUAACAAGGCGUAAGAUGAUGAGAUGAUAGCCUUAAGUAGACACCCAGGACCUCGAGUGGGCACUAGGACCUCAAGUGGGCACCAUCAGGACCUCUAGUGGGCACCAGGACCUCUAGUGGACACCAGGACCUCAACUGGGCACCAGGACCUCAAGUGGGCCCCAGGACCUCUAGUGGGCACCAGGACCUCAAGUGGGCCCCAGGACCUCUAGUAGGCACCAGAACCUCUAGUGGGCAUCAGGACCUCAACUGGGCACCAGAACCUCUAGUGGACAUCAGGACCUCAACUGGGCACCAGGACCUCAAGUGGGCCCCAGGACCUCUAGUGGGCACCAGGACCUCAAGUGGGCCCCAGGACCUCUAGUGGGCACCAGAACCUCUAGUGGGCAUCAGGACCUCAACUGGGCACCAAGGUGGCCAGCGCCCACCGUACCCUGAACAUGUCGCUGGUAUUCACUUGACAGGGAAGUACCUUGGAGACGCCCGAGGAGUGGCGGCCAGCUCCCAUAAACGACGUACCUUGUAUGGUAUAAAGUUCUGGACAUCGGGUUCAAUUUGAUCACGGAGGUUCCAGAAGACGGUUUCCGAGGCAUCAAGUCCCUGACGUUACUGGCCCUGGACGGCAACCCUUUGACUAGCGUGCCUGGCCAGGCCUUCGCCCACCUCAACACCUCCCUCAGGGGACUGUCCGUCGGGGGCAGGUUCCUGCAUUGCGACUGCAAGGUAGCGUGGAUCCCAGAGUGGAUCCGCGACUACGACCUGCAGGUGACGUCCCGCGAGCGCAGCCCGCAGUUCUGUGGUCAGCCACCGGAGUACCGCGAGCGGUCCUUCUACCAGCUGAGUCCGGAGGAGCUAUCCUGCAGCAGCAGCAGCAGCUCCUCUGUCCUGGCCGCCGGCGGCUCCUCCACCACCCUGCCGCGCCCCACGUCCCCCAGGACCGAGUUUCCACCAGCGGCGUCUACAACGGCUCCUCCACUACCACCACCGACUUCCUCUCCAACCACAACCACAACCACAACUCAAGCGCCUUCUUCGGCGGUUCGGCUCCCGCCCCGACCAACCACUCCACCAGAACCUGAGGUGACCUCGUUCCGGCCGGGCUUCGUUAUCACUCCUGGAGGCUCUGAGCAGCGAGAGGGGGAGUCGAACGGUGUGGGGAGCGUCGGGUCCGUCCAGAGGGGCCCUGGAGGCGAGGGCCCGACCAGGGGCCACAGCCACCCCACGAUGGAUUUACCGCCAACGAGGUUCGAGCAGGGUUCGUCGAGGAUAGAGCGGCCAGUGGCCCAGCCAGUGCCUUCCAGGCCCAGCUUGAUCCUCAGGACCAGCGAGCCUUCGUCCCAGGAUAACUUCUUCGGGUCCCAGUCCCGCGGGCCUUAUGUGGAGGAGGUUAUCGUGCAGGACGCCUACAGGAAGGACAACUCCGUUAUCAUCCAGUGGGACUCCGAGGUCUCCAACAUCCUGGGCUUCAGGGUCGUGUACAGGCUCUUCGGGGACAAGAACUUCAAGCUUGGACCGCCCCUGGCAGCGUCGGAACGAGAGUUCAAGAUCAAGAACGUACCGACACAGGAGUGCAUUGUGGUGUGUGUGGUCUCCCUCGAAGACGUCAAUGUCACCCCUGAUAACGUGCAGUACUCCCAAUGCCGAGAGAUCCGGACGGAGACCUCUGCCACUAUGCACAUGGACACCAUCAUCAUCGCAGCCUCGGCAGCCAUCUGUGGCACUGUCAUCAUCGCUGUCAUUGUCUUCAUCUGCUGCAACAGGAAGCGCGGUGGUCACCGGGAGAAGGAGGGCAUCCCUGCUGUCCUGAACCCCGUCUCCCCACCCCUGGCAUCCCUUGGCACUCUGGGAUCUGGCACUCUAGCGGGAGCCAGCGGCCCAGGCAGUACUAAAGCAGAUUGGGACACAUUAUCUAUGUACUCCCAGCGGUCCAUCCCCAGGGCCAGGAUGUAUCACUUAGAUAAAGGUUCGGUAAACAACGGCUUUGUGCCUGAUGAUGCUAGAUCGCAUAUCUCCCAUGCCUCCUCCAAGCACCUGCCUCGCCCCCGCUCCAUGGCUGAUGGCCAGAGUCAGAGAUCUUACUCAGCCCUCAGCGCUGCUCAUCUCAGACACCCUCCUCCAGUAAUGGGUCUCUCCAGACAAGAUCUCAACAUGUCAAGGCAGUCGUUAGUAGCCUCACAAUUCUCCGCCGGGGGGUUCGGGCCGAUGGCUGUAAAUCCCAAUGCGUUUGGGAUGGGAGGUCCAGGGUCCACAAUGGGGGGACUCUCAAGGGCAACGUCUCAGCGCAGUGACCGGCGGCGCCAACGCUCUAAAUCACGAGAGCGUGCAGGGUCCCGCCUCAGCCAUGCUGGAUCUAACCACUCUCUCACCGGCUAUGACACUGACGGCUGGACCGACCAUGAUAUGGACAUUUACGUUGCCAGGAACCCAACUCGUGGCGGUCUUGUCCAACUGUAGAACUCUGAUGUUUGAUAUCGACUUGAAAUAUCUUCCUAUGAGAAAUCACACUGCAGCUCUGGGAGUGCCACAGAGCCACUGCCUCAGGACCAGGAGCUCCCUACCAACAGAGCAUCCUAGCCAGAAAUCUAUGGCAGGGGUCAUUUGUUGACCAACAUAAGAGAUCAGACCAGAGCUACCAUGUCCACGAAAUUUUCACGUUUGCUUCUUUCACAGAGAAAGACAGCAUACUAGUGGGGUUAACCUCCUAGGCAGGAGGCGAGCAUGAGAUUUUAUAAGAAUUUUAUUGCAAUAAAUUACUUCCUAGUCGUUCUGUGGAGGAGUUACAGAAUUGACCAGAUUCAAUUGUUGUAUAAAAAGUGAAUUCAUAGAGCUUGCAUAUAAAAACUAAAUACAGAACAGACUUAAGAAUUCACCAACCUGUUACAUUACAAGUGAAGUGAACUUUAAAGCAGACAAUAUGUGAUAUUAAUAUUGCUCAUCUCUAAGUGUCGUCUCAUGAGCAUCGAGUGGGGUCUUUAUCUAGUUAUGGCAGAUACCCGUUCUUGUGAUGCCGCCAACAUAACAGUGCCUGCGCAGCAACUUUAAGGUACAGAAAGCUUGGCUUCCUCAUGGUGCGAGUAAAAUACCUGGCCAAGGUCAAAACUUUCAUGGUCUGUUCUAGAACUCCAGAGUUGCUGUGUGCUCUGGUGGUUGUUGUGCUUCAAGGUGUCAUAGCAGUGAUGGGGUGGUGGAGGGCCAGGGAAUGUUGGCUGUUCGUGUUUUCCAAAUUAUUGCUACAGUUUGGCUGUACUUGACUGACUGCAAUGAAUAAGGGACUUCAGUAAUUUGUUUUUCAACUGAUUUUUCUGCCUGUUUGGAAGCUUCAUAGUUUCCAAAGGAUUUCAUUCUUGUACAUCUGAUUUACUCAUCACACUAUAAUUUUUUGUGAUGCAGAAUGUAUACAGAGUCUUAGCUGCUGUGGGCGGUAGUUUAAUCCAAAACGUGAUGAGACAGGAAUAGCUUUUAAAAAUGUUUGUAUAAAUAUUUUUGUACAUGUGAAUUAAUUAUUUGUAUGAAUGCGAGAGCGUUGUAAAUUUUCAACUGGAAUCUGUUAUUAUAUUUUGGUUAUAAGCUUGCACUGAGGAGAUAAAUGUGAGGAGAAAUGUUUGGUUGUUGAGACAAAAUGUUGAGAUAUUGCCACCCUCGUAUGCAUUGAUGCAGCAUCACCUGCAAUAUUUUGCGGCAAAUUCCAUAAAGCUUGUGUACAGUGUCUCGUGCAUGGGUCAUCUUGAGUGUUGGUGUUCCAUAUGAGUUAUGGUUCUGUGUGUGUUUUGCCGCACUAUAUGUGUCGCACCACUCAUGCUGUGGCUUCAUGUGUGUGUGUUGUGGCAGACCUGUAGAUUAUUGGACCAUGGAUUAUGCUGCAUGAUGCUCCAAUGCCAUAUGUACAAUGUCAUCAUCAGACAUUACACAUUCCUCGGCAUUAAAUGUUAUAUUUCCUGUGUAUCUCUCUUUGGCUCCAUAUGUGUUACUGUAUCACUAGCACUGGGGGACACGUCUCCACAUGUGCUACUGUAUCACUAGCACUGGUGGACUCGUCUCCACAUGUGUUACUGUAUCACUAGCACUGGUGGACUCGUCUCCACAUGUGUUACUGUAUCACAAGCACUGGUGGACACGUCUCCACAUGUGCUACUGUAUCACUAGCACUGGUGGACUCGUCUCCACAUGUGUUACUGUAUCACUAGCACUGGUGGACACGUCUCCACAUGUGUUACUGCAUCACUAGCACUGGUGGACACGUCUCCACAUGUGUUACUGCAUCACUAGCACUGGUGGACACGUCUCCACAUGUGUUACUGUAUCACUAGCACUGGUGGACACGUCUCCACAUGUGCUACUGUAUCACUAGCACUGGUGGACACGUCUCCACAUGUGUUACUGUAUCACUAGCACUGGUGGACACGUCUCCACAUGUGCUACUGUAUCACUAGCACUGGGGGACACGUCUCCACAUGUGCUACUGUAUCACUAGCACUGGUGGACACGUCUCCACAUGUGCUACUGUAUCACUAGCACUGGUGGACACGUCUCCACAUGUGCUACUGUAUCACUAGCACUGGGGGACACGUCUCCACAUGUGCUACUGUAUCACUAGCACUGGUGGACACGUCUCCACAUGUGCUACUGUAUCACUAGCACUGGUGGACACGUCUCCACAUGUGUUACUGUAUCACUAGCACUGGGGGACAUGUCUCCACAUGUGCUACUGUAUCACUAGCACUGGGGGACACGUCUCCACAUGUGCUACUGUAUCACUAGCACUGGUGGACAUGUCUCCACAUGUGCUACUGUAUCACUAGCACUGGGGGACACGUCUCCACAUGUGCUACUGUAUCACUAGCACUGGGGGACACUGUUGAGAUCAGGUUUUCAUUGUGAACUUUUCAGUCCUACAUAUGUGGUCAACAAUACAACACUAUUUUCUCUGCUGCUUGCUCAGUCUCCUCAUCCCAGCGAGUCAUUAGGAAAGUCUAGUGUACAAAUAGUGCAUAACUACAGGAAAUUUAAUUUGAUUCAGAUAUGGUUGAAUGUAAAGAUAUUCAUAUUAUUGAUAUUCUUCAUUAAUAUUGCUACUUUAUGUAUUAUUUUAGGAAGCAAGAUUUUUUUUUUAUAUAAAUAUAUAGAAAAUAUUGACAAUACAAAAAUAUGGGUUAAUGACUAUAUUAUCCAAUGUUAAUUAUGUUAAGACUGCAGUGCAAUGGGAGCUAAAUACUGUAUUAUGUAUUACAACAAAUAUGGAUUGUUGAUCAAAAAAGAAAAAAAUUGCAAACAUGUUAGAAUAUAUUAUAAUUGCAUAGAUUUUGUUAACAUUUUCUAAACUGUGUUAAAAUGGAAGACUGCAGGACAUUUUUUUUUUUUUUUUUUUUUUGAAAUGACAACAAUAAUGUAGAUCAGUAGAAGAAAGGCCUAGUAUUUGGGCAUGUGGGUGUUUAGGUAAAGCAGUGAGUCGUGUCCAAGUAAGGGGGGGAAAUGUGUGUUACAACCCUCGGUAGCAUUAUUAACAAGACUGGUGAGAUGCCAUACAAUUGCCAGGGAUAGCUUGACAUUUAUAAAUUAUUUGUUUAUUUUUGUGCUUAAGAUUUGUUUCCAUUUUGGAAUAAAAUCUUUAAUAUUUUCUGUUUAUUUCUGCAAUGCCUUUUUGCCUCUGUGUAUGUGUAUUGUGCUUCUGGUCCUGUGUGUUGGCAGAAGUUUCCUGGUAGUAUUUGUGGACAUUUCACAAGUCAUGUUAAGCUUGACUGUCAGUGUGAAUGUCCUCUUAGAAAUAUUUCUGUCAGUUAGGAGACAUGGGCUGCUUAUUGAUUGUAAAGCAGUUAGGCUAAUGAAGUGGUGUACUUGGGGAGUGUUAGUCAGUUUUGUGUGAUGAAGCGGCUUUCUUGCAAGGUCUACAAGCCAUUGCCUAACUUGGCAAAACGUCAAUGCUCAUUAUUCCUACUGUAUUCUCCCAAAAUUGUGUUUUCUUUAAAUUUGCAUUAAUAGUCAGUACAUAAAUAUGUCAUAGGUGUCAAAGCUGUUGCUUAUACAUUUAAUAUUUUGCCAAAUGGACAAAUAUUGCAAUAAAUAAUGGACAGAUGUUGCUGACAGUGUUUGUAUAUUCAUUGUUAAAAGCAUUUAUGCGAGUCAUCUGGUGACUUUGAAUUUCAAUUUCUAACAUUAAUAAACAUCAGUGUUACUGUGUACCAAUGAUAGGUUGAUUUAGUUCAAGUAUGUUUAUUGAGACAAGAAAAUACAUCUCAAAGGGAUAGAGUAGCUUUGGCUAUUUCUACCCUCACCGGUUGACUUAGUACAGUAUGUUGGAUUCUCUUAGAGUGUGUGAAGGUCAUUUACAGAGGGUGAGGCUCCAUGUACAGGGUUACAUCCCUUUAUAACAUGCCAAAUUAUCUUAAAGGAGUUCAGACCUUUGUGGAGGAUCAGGAUAGCUUGAAGGUUAAAUUCUCAGUGGGUAAAUUAUGAAAUAAUGUAGGUACAUUUUUGUGGCAAUGAAUGACAUUUUGUAUUUUUAUAUAAUAUAUAUAUAUGGGUCCUGAAGCUGACAAACAGUUGGGCAUGUUUCCUUUCACCUGAUGCCUUUGUCUUCCCUGGCUCUACUCUCCCAGGCAAAGUUGGGCAAAGAAUGUUCAUAUAACGAUGAAUAAAUGAUAACAUUGAUCCUCAGUUGAUUAAAAAUUACUCAGGCUUAUUUUGCCUGCUGGAUCUGCUAGCAGUAAAAUAGGUUUCCUGGGAGAUAAGCAGUUGUGGGUUGCAUGCUGGCUGUAAUGGGUAGGUGAAAUAGGGAGAGGGAAGGAGGAGCGAGUGAUGGGAGGAGAGUCAAGUUGUUUAAGGAAUAUGGACAUGGAAGAAAUUUACCCGCAGGCCACCAUCUCCAGUGACCUCAAUGUGUACAGGAAGCCAGCAGCUUAUCAAAGGUGCUUGUCCCCUACCCCCUAUUAUUCCUGAGGAUUUUUACCAGUUGAAAUUUAAACUAAAGGACUGUAUUGUCUUAGUAUUUACGACUAGCGGUAAGGCAAUUCCGUGGGUUUAUUACGUAUAGGUGAAGAAUGAUCUCCAGUUAGGUCAUGAGAAGAGGAAACUGCCCAGAUGUACUACUGACCUUAAUCAGCGACUGAUUUGUUUUGUUUGACCAGCAACUAUUGCAACAUUUAGGCUACUAGUUUGUGAUGCUCAGGCUCACCAACUGUUUGUAUUCCAGUCAGACUCUUUGUAAUAUAAAACAAUAAAACACUUGUUAAU
Molecule: messenger RNA, 7551 nt
Organism: Procambarus clarkii (red swamp crayfish)
Lineage: Eukaryota; Metazoa; Arthropoda; Malacostraca; Decapoda; Cambaridae
Source: RefSeq, a predicted model, not a curated record